This is a messenger RNA of Microcebus murinus (gray mouse lemur), 662 nucleotides long. RefSeq names its product protamine 2 (gene PRM2). Gene Ontology annotation, biological process: chromosome organization; nucleus organization; spermatid development. Gene Ontology annotation, cellular component: nucleus. The record is from RefSeq and is a predicted model, not a curated record. Gene Ontology annotation, molecular function: DNA binding. Lineage: Eukaryota; Metazoa; Chordata; Mammalia; Primates; Cheirogaleidae.
AGAGCCCUUGCAAACCAGACCGACAUCAACACCAACAGCAGGUGGGCAGGCCUCGGCCCUCCUCCCCACCCCCAAGGCCAGCUGCAGCCCCGGCCCAGGACCCGCCGCCCCUCCCACCACCCCUCCCGCCACCAUGGUCCGGUACCGGGAGAGGAGCCCCAGCGAGCGCCCGCACCAGGGGUAUAGGCAGCAAGGGCACGGGCAGGAGCAAGGCCUCGAGGGCCAGGAGGAGCAGGGCCUGAGCCCGGAGACCAUCGAGUUCUACGGCAGGACCUACCGAGGCCGCCGCUGCAGGCGCAGGCGGCGCUGCUCUCGGAGGAGGCUGUGCCGGAUCCACAGGCGGCGGCGGCGCUCCUGCCGAAGGCGCAGGAGACGCUGCUGCAGGCGGAGGCACCGCAGAGGCACCCCUCGCAACCAGAAUUUUCUUUCCCAAAAGGCUGCAGAAGGAGGAGGAGAAGAUGCAGAAGGCGCUACUACUGAACUUCCUGAGCCCACCACCCCUGGCUGGGAGUUAAGGAGAAUCCACCUGCCUGGGAAACACCUCGCGAGGCCAUAGCAACUCCCCCACACCAGAUGCCCGAGCCCUGAGUUGCUGAAGAACCCACAAGAUCUGAAUAAAAUGAGCAAAAGUCACCUGCCAAAUAAAACUUGACGAGAAAUUC